GGGUUCCCCCCCCCCAAUGCAACCUACUGUGCCCCCCUCAGUUCCUGGCAAGGUUCCGGUGGGUACUGCUGUGAGAAAGCGUCGGUUCCGUACCCCCCCCUCCCAGGCCGGUGUGACACCCCCUCCCUUCCAGGCUGCGCAGCUGAGGGAAGGCGCGCCAUUUUGUGCCGAGUCGCUCCUCCCCCUUCCAGCAUCCUGCACGGCCGGGAACCGAGGAACCGCCACCGCCUCCCCCCAGCUGGAUCCAGUGGCCGAGCCCGCACAGUGCCGACAAGCAGCAGUAGCAGCAGCAGUAACACAAGGAGGAGGGCAGGGGAGAUAGGAGGAGGGAGAUGCCGCUGACAGUGCUGGGGAGCAGGAUCCCCCAGGCUCUCUGAUUUUGUCUCUGCGCUUCAUGGACUGGGCUCUCUGACCCCCCAGUGGGCCGCUCUGUGUGACCGGGGGGCUCCCAUGGGAUUGGCCUAGAAGAGGGGACAAGAGACAGUGUUGUGGUUUGCUGCUGGGCUCUCCCCUCCAUUCCCAGGAUAUGAGACUUGAAAGAGGACGAUGCAUACAGGGCCAAGUAUUGAUGAACUCGCCAUGGCAACUCCUACAUUUAUUUCCCACCUGAUGAUUGGAGGAGAGACUUCAGCAUGCAAACCAUCAUCUGUCCGGCUUGCACCAUCCUUUUCAUUCCAUGCUGCCGGCCUUCAGAUGGCUGGACAAAUGUCCCAUUCACAUCAGCAGUACAGUGACCGCCGUCAGCAGAACCUAAACGACCAACAAGCAUCUGCCUUACCGUAUAAUGACCAGAUUCAGCAACCGUUGCCCAACCAGCGGCGGAUGCCACAAACAUUUCGUGAUCCGGCCACAGCACCAUUAAGAAAACUGUCAGUCGACUUGAUCAAAACAUACAAACAUAUUAAUGAGGUCUACUAUGCAAAAAAGAAACGGCGGCAUCAGCAAGGACAAGGGGAUGACUCCAGUCACAAGAAGGAGAGGAAGGUUUACAACGAUGGCUAUGAUGAUGACAACUACGACUAUAUCGUUAAGAAUGGGGAAAAAUGGAUGGAUAGAUAUGAAAUCGAUUCUUUAAUUGGCAAAGGUUCAUUCGGCCAGGUUGUAAAGGCAUAUGAUCGCGCGGAGCAAGAGUGGGUGGCAAUUAAAAUCAUAAAGAACAAGAAAGCUUUCCUAAACCAAGCCCAAAUUGAAGUACGGCUUCUCGAGCUGAUGAACAAACAUGACACGGAAAUGAAGUACUAUAUUGUGCAUUUGAAGCGGCAUUUUAUGUUCAGAAACCACCUUUGUUUAGUGUUCGAAAUGCUCUCGUACAACCUCUACGACUUACUGCGCAACACCAAUUUCCGCGGCGUUUCGCUCAACCUGACACGAAAGUUUGCACAGCAGAUGUGCACUGCACUACUCUUCCUGGCGACUCCAGAACUUAGUAUCAUUCACUGUGACCUGAAGCCUGAGAAUAUCUUGCUUUGUAACCCAAAACGAAGCGCCAUUAAGAUUGUGGACUUUGGAAGCUCGUGCCAGCUAGGGCAGAGGAUAUACCAGUAUAUUCAGAGUCGCUUCUACCGGUCUCCUGAGGUUUUACUAGGAAUGCCUUAUGACCUUGCAAUUGACAUGUGGUCCCUUGGCUGCAUUUUGGUAGAAAUGCACACUGGGGAGCCCCUCUUCAGUGGAGCCAAUGAGGUUGAUCAAAUGAGUAAAAUUGUGGAAGUUUUAGGAAUACCACCUGCUCACAUCCUUGACCAAGCACCAAAAGCUAGAAAGUUCUUUGAGAAGAUGCCAGAAGGCACUUGGAACUUAAAGAAGACCAAAGAUGGAAAAAAGGAGUACAAACCACCGGGAACCCGAAAACUUCACAACCUACUUGGAGUAGAAACUGGAGGACCAGGUGGCCGCCGAGGCGGGGAAUCAGGUCAUACUGUAGCGGACUACUUGAAGUUUAAAGACCUCAUUUUAAGGAUGUUGGAUUAUGAUGCCAAGACCCGUAUCCAACCCUAUUAUGCUCUGCAACAUAGUUUCUUUAAGAAAACUGCUGACGAAGGUACAAACACGAGUAACAGUGUAUCAACGAGUCCAGCAAUGGAGCAGUCCCAGUCAUCAGGAACCACCUCUAGCACAUCUUCUAGCUCGGGUGGCUCGUCUGGUACAAGCAACAGUGGAAGAGCAAGGUCUGACCCUACUCAUCAACAUCGACACAGUGGUGGCCAUUUCACAGCUGCUGUUCAGGCUAUGGAUUGUGAGACGCACAGUCCUCAGGUUCGACAACAGUUUCCUCCUGGUUGGACCGUCCCUGAAGCCCCUACGCAGGUCACCAUUGAAACACACCCUGUCCAAGAAACAACAUUUCAUGUCCCCCCUUCCCAGCAAAAUGUACCGCAUCACCAUGGGAAUGGCUCCCACCACCAUCACCACCACCAUCAUCACCACCACGGACAGCAUGUCUUGAGUAACAGGACGAGGACCAGGAUCUACAAUUCUCCAUCAACUAGCUCCUCCACCCAGGAUUCUAUGGAUGUCGGUCACAGCCACCACUCCAUGACAUCCUUGUCUUCCUCAACUACUUCUUCCUCAACAUCUUCCUCUUCUACUGGCAACCAAGGCAAUCAGGCCUACCAGAAUCGUCCUGUGGCUGCUAACACCUUGGACUUUGGACAGAAUGGAACUAUGGAUGUUAAUUUAACUGCCUUUUCAAACCCUCGCCAAGAGACUGGCAUCACUGGACAUCCAGAUUACCAAUAUUCUGCAAAUACAGGCCCCGGCCACUACGUAACGGAAGGACACUUAACGAUGAGGCAAGGGAUGGACCGAGAAGACUCUCCCAUGACAGGAGUUUGUGUUCAGCAGAGUCCUGUGGCAAGCUCGUGACUAAAUUCAAUCUAGGUUUGUUUGGUUUUUUUUUUUUUUGUGUGUGGGUUUGUUUUCUCUCUUUUUUUUUAUUUUUUUUUAUUUUUCCUUUUGUUUUAUUUGUUUUUAGAAGUUUUUUUUUUUCCAAGAAAAAAAAACUAAAAAAAAAAAAAAAACAAAAGCAAAAACAAAAAAAAAAGUGCAAAAGCUGCUUUAAUCAGAAGGAGAUAAACACACUUAAACCGCUACAACAGGGAAAAGCUGACUAUUUUUUUAAACUUGAAAAAAAAAAACAAAAACAAAACGAUUGCAAAGGGACAAUGAAGUGAAACGAUUUUUAUUUUUUUAACGAGCUGUUUCCAAACACACCUUAUUGGAUAGCUCCGAGGUAAUUUCCUCUCCCUUUUGCUUCCCAACCCCCGCCCCACCCUUCCCCACCCAUUAAACUCUGUACACUCGUAUCAUAAUAAUUUUAUAAAAUGAUAUAUAUAUGUAUUUGUAUAUACAUAUAUAUUUAUAUAUUUUAACCAUAGUAAGUUAUACUGAACAUAGUCAGUUGCCAACAUGAUAAAAAGCAACAUUAUCAAAAACAAACAAAAAAAUGCACCUCUUUGGGUCCCCUCGGGGGGGCUUAAUGGUCCAUCGAAACUUGGGCACAGAUAUGCAGUACUGUAAGAGAGAGGAACCUUCGACCUCCUAAACACACAAACCAUAGUCAAAGGGACGGGUGUCACACACAGUCAACUUGCUAAGAUGGCGGUCAACGUGCUAAGAUGGCGGUCAACGUGCUAAGAUGGCAGUCAACGUGCUAAGAUGGCGGUCAUCAGAAUCUCCUGUCCUGAAUCUGGGAAACAAAGCAGCCGUUAAAAAUGGAUCUUAUCGUUUUAUUUUUGUUUGUUUUUUUGUGGGAGACAGCUCGAUCUUAAGGUGCACUGAGAAGCAAUCAACAGGCCAGACAUGGCCGCUCCUUGGGGAGGUCUGAGUCGGCGGUCUUUGGGAUAACCUUUGGCCUUAUGGAUUUGGACUCUUGAGUUCGAAGAGCCUGCCAUUUCAGAUGCAAUCACUUUGGGACGCGCUUUUCGUAGACGGUCCUUCAUACUGAAAAUCCAGAAUGGGGUUCAUUCAAGAGGCCUUUCUUUUCACAUAGACUGGUGUGACCCACUAAUUGUAGAGUUUUUGCCCGGUCACUUUGCGUGUGUGUCAUAAAGCUGACUUCCUUAUUGGCUAAAGGUCACAGUAGUAGUGGUUUGCGUUGGAUGGAAAUAGCUACACCUGUGUCCCAUCCUUUAUUUUUUUAUUUCAGCCCCCUUCAUUUCUUUCAUUUGCUUUUCUCUCCCCCCCCCCCCAUAUCUUUUAUUUUUAUUUUCAGCUCCCCCCCCCCUCCGUUUCUCCGCACGUGGUAUCUCCACUAUUCUGCACAAACAUGUCUUCUGUUCCUUUUGAACAUUUUUAAAAGAAAAAAGAUGCAGAAUUUUAUGUGACUGCUUAUUUUUUUGCCUCACAAUUAUGCUGUGAAUUUUACAAAAAAAAAAUUAUUUUCCUUUUUUUUUUUUUUUUUGAUAAUUUAUUGUACCAAAGCUGUUUUUAUAGCACAUAGAUGUCUGUAACCAAUAAUGUAGCAGUUCUGCACUUUUUGGCACAAGGUGUAAUGGGACAGUUUUUUUGUUUGUUUUGUUUUUGUUUUUUACAAAAAUUCUGGCUGUACUAUUGCUUCAACAAAACUGGAACUGUCGCUGUGCUCUAGUUCAACAUAUACCGAAAUGUCCGUGCCGGAUCUAUUACGCUGUCAUGUUACAGAGUGGCUCGUAGAUAUGUGUUCCGGUUUCCACCACCGAAACCCUAAAGCUCUCAGCCAGCCCCGCCCCUUGCCCCGCCCCUUGUUCCGACACACACAGGUCCGGAAGGGAAGUGGUACCCAAGGUAAAUCUGAAGAUAACGAAGGCUAUUGCUACUGAUGCCUAAUUUUCAGUUCCGCUGCCUUAGUCCAAGAACACGUUUAGCGCUGGCUAAAUAUCAGUACCCGCUAUGCCCUACAAAAAAAAAAUAAAAAAAAAUAUAUAUAUAUAUAAUAAAAUAUUUAUUUUUUAAUACCUAAAUGCUUCUUUACUCUGAGAGAGAAAUACGGGAGGGAAUAGUUGCAGGAGUCUAGCGAUGAUCCUAUACAUCUUGUAAUAUUGCAUUGUCCAUGGAAUUAAAUAUUGGAACGCUAA
This is a messenger RNA of Xenopus tropicalis (tropical clawed frog), 5051 nucleotides long. It is a transcript of the gene dyrk1a, whose product is annotated as dual specificity tyrosine-(Y)-phosphorylation regulated kinase 1A. Gene Ontology annotation, biological process: regulation of transcription by RNA polymerase II. The record is from RefSeq and is a predicted model, not a curated record. NCBI's taxonomy places the organism in Eukaryota, Metazoa, Chordata, Amphibia, Anura, Pipidae. The transcript is spliced from 13 exons. Gene Ontology annotation, molecular function: kinase activity; ATP binding; transferase activity. The coding region runs from base 547 to 2862 and encodes 771 amino acids. Gene Ontology annotation, cellular component: nucleus; nuclear speck.